AUGGAAGAAGCUGGUGGUGAUAUUACAACUACAAUUGUGAAGUUGUUAGUGGCUCAGAACAAGAAGAGGAUAAGGAUGGUUGUUGUUGAGUGGGGAAGUCAGAGUUUGAUUGUGGUUAGGUCAUGUUUGAUUAUAGAGAAUGAGAAGAAGAACGGUGAGAUGUUGGUGGUUUUGUUUCCGCUAGAAUUGGAGAUGGUGACAGUUAGUAAUAUGUUUAGGUUGUUGAAGUUUGGAUGUAGCUGUGGCACUGCAGUUAGUAGUUGUAUCAAGAUUGUAGGUUGGCUCAGGUGGUUGGUAUUUAGGGGAUUAGUAGAGGUUGCUUAUAACAAAGAUGAAUGUUGGAUUGCAGAACUGCUUAUCAACCAUUUUGAAGAGAAAUUUAAAUUUCAAGAGGUAAGAUUUAAUCAAAACUUCUUUCAAGAUAUUCCUCAACUGGUAAGUGCAGAUGAAAAUGCUUAUUUAGAUGCAGUUCCUUCUGAUGAAGAGGUGAAAAGAGCAGUAUUUGAACUUGAACCUGAUAGCUCCCCAGGACCAGAUGGAUUUGCAGGAUGGUUUUACAGAUAUGCUUGGGAAAUAGUUGGCAAUGACCUCACAAAAGCUAUUCAACAUUGCUGGAGAUGUGGAAUUAUACCUCAAGGUUUUAAUGCUAACUUUUUAUUACUUCGUCCAAAAGUAAAAAAUGCAAAAAAAGCUAGUCAGUUUAGACCUAUUGGUCUAAUGAACUUCAGCUUUAAAGUGCUUACAAAGAUUAUAACUACAAGAUUUGGAAGUUUAAUUCAAAUAAUUGUAUCUCCUCAACAAGGUGCUUUCAUAAAAGGGAGAAACAUUCAAGAGCAAAUAGUUCUAGCCUCUGAACUAGUGAAUGAGCUGGAUGUUAAAAUAAGAGGUGGUAAUUUGGGCAUAAAAUUGGACAUCUCUCAAGCUUAUGACUCACUCAUCUGGGAGUUUCUGUUUCAAGUGAUGAGGAAAUUUGGAUUCUCUAAAAAAGGUGUUAAUUGGCUUCAUACUUUACUGCAAUCUGCAAGAAUAUCAGUACUUCUUAAUGGAGGGCCUGUGGGAUAUUUUCAAGUUGGAAGGGGUGUCAUACAAGGUGACCACUUGUCUCCUCUUCUUUUUGUUAUAGAUGAAGAUCUUCUGAGCAGAGCAAUAUCAAGAAUGGUCCAAUCAGGUCAGUUACAACCAAUACUCUCCAGAAAUGGCAUCCAUCCAUCUCAUAUCUUCUUUGCAUAUGGCAUUUUCUUGUUCUGCAAUGGAGAUAAAAGAAAUGUUAAAAAGCUAGCAACUUUACUCAAGGAAUAUCAAGAAGCCUCAAGUCAAAUUUUUAAUUUGGCAAAAAGCAAAUGCUUCAUAGGUGGAACAAGUACAUUAAGAAAACAUCAAAUUGCUUCUGAAUGCAGAAUGCCACUUGCUAAUUUCCCAGACAAGUACUUAGGUGUUUAUCUAACUCCAGGUAGAAUCAAAACUCAACAUAUUUGGAAUUGUGUAGAACAAAUCCAAGCAAGCUUAUAUGGAUGGAUGGGUAAGCUCUUAUCUUUCCAAGAAAGACUGAUUUUAAUCAAGCAUGUUCUCAGUAGCAUUCCAAUAUAUAGUAUGUCAGUUUAUAAAUGGCCUCAAAGAGCUCUAAAGGAUUGUGAGCAAAUGAUAAGAAAUUUUCUUUGGAAUGGAGAUCCUUCAAAAAGAAAGAAUGUUGUGCUUAAAUGGGACAAAGUUUGUUCUCCAUUUGAAGAAGGAGGUCUUGGAUUGAGAAGACUAGAGAUUAUGAAUAAGGCAUUAAUUAUGAAACUUUGGUGGAAAAUACAAAACAACAAGGAAGAUUGGGCUAAAUUUUUUCAAGAAAAAUUCAUUACAAAAAAAGGGGACUGGAUUGGAUAUUAUAAGAAAUCUUCUAUUCUUCCUGGCUUGAAAUGGAUCUCUGAAGAUGUGCAAAAAUUCACAAGAUUGAUAGUUGGCACUGGAUCAAAAAUAUCAGUUUGGAAUGACACUUGGAUAAAGGAUAAACCUUUGUGUGAAUUAUAUCCUGAUAAUGCAUAUCUUAAUGAAUUCCCUGACAUGAAAGUUGAAAACCUAAUAGUUGAUAAUGAAUGGGUUAUGCCUUCUGAACUUCUUGAUAUGGUUUCAAUCAAUGAGCUACCUGUACUCAAUUUGGAGGAAGACAAAAGAAUCUGGAGUGGCACAAUUACUGGGGAUUUCACUGUUUCUUCUGCAGUUGAGUGUAUCAGAACAAAGUAUUCAAAAGUGAGCUGGGUACAUCAGAAAGAUGAGGAAACUCUAGAACACAUUCUAUGGAAAUGCAACUAUAGUGAGCUAAUUUGGAAGUGGUUAGGAGGGAUGUUUAACUUCAAGAACCCUAAGUCCUUUGAUGAAGUCUUUAGUUCUGCAAAACAUAAAAGUCCUGCAGUUGGUGAAAUAUGGAGAUAUGCCGCUUUCAUUACUCUCAAAGAACUGUGGUUUCAAAGAAAUAGAAGUGUUUAUGAGGAUGAAGUCUUCAAUGAACAAAAUAUUAAAUCAAGAAUCUUGAAACUUACUGCUGAAAGAGAAAUUAGAAUGAAACAGCUCAUGUGCAAUACUGCAUAUGAUCUGCAAAUGCUAAAACAGUUUGGUAUGAAAUGCAGAAGGGUCAAGACUUGUGUUGUUAAAGAGAUUUCCUUCAAAUUUCCUCAGAAGAAUCAACUUCUCUUGUGUUGUGAUGGGUCUUCAAGGGGGAACCCUGGGAAUUCAGGUUAUGGGAUUAUGGCUAGAAAUAAUAAAGGAGAAGUGGUGGUAGCUAUAGAAGGAGGUCUGGGGAUUCCUACUAAUUUCUUUGCAGAAAUUAUGGCAAUUCUUUGUGCAGGAGAAUGGGCUAUUCAUAAUGGUUUCAAAAUCCUCCUUUUCAGUACAGACUCAAAAGUAGUAAUUGCUGAUUUUGAAAAUUUAAGAGUUCCUUGGUUUGCAAUUGCUAGAUGGAAGCAAAUCUGCAACAUUGCUACCAAAUGUGAGUUUCUUCAUAAUUACAGAGAAGUGAACUUCUCUGCAAAUGAUCUAGCUAACAGAGGAGCAACUAUGCAGAGAGGAGAUCGACACAUAUACACAAGCAAACCUCCCUUCCUUGUAAAUCUUGAAAAUGAAAAGCAGAAGUACUUUAGGACAGUUUAG
Messenger RNA from Papaver somniferum (opium poppy), 3132 nucleotides. RefSeq lists its product as uncharacterized. Gene Ontology annotation, molecular function: nucleic acid binding; RNA-DNA hybrid ribonuclease activity. The transcript is spliced from 5 exons. The record is from RefSeq and is a predicted model, not a curated record. Bases 1 to 3132 code for a protein of 1043 amino acids. NCBI's taxonomy places the organism in Eukaryota, Viridiplantae, Streptophyta, Magnoliopsida, Ranunculales, Papaveraceae.